Zalophus californianus (California sea lion) is the source of this 1053-nucleotide messenger RNA. It is a transcript of the gene UPP2, whose product is annotated as uridine phosphorylase 2. The record is from RefSeq and is a predicted model, not a curated record. Gene Ontology annotation, biological process: uridine catabolic process. Gene Ontology annotation, cellular component: cytosol. NCBI's taxonomy places the organism in Eukaryota, Metazoa, Chordata, Mammalia, Carnivora, Otariidae. Gene Ontology annotation, molecular function: uridine phosphorylase activity.
AUGGCUUUGCUCCUGGUGCUCUUCUAUGGGUUGCACUUCCUUGGGUCUCUGACAUCGCUGCCGCCUCCUGGUGCUCACCAGGCUACCCAUGCUCUUAGGCUGUUGCCAUCCUCCCCUCUGGUCUCCACCUCACCCAUCCCCGAGGCGGGUGUGCCCCUGAUAGGCUGUUACACAAGCAACUAUAGACAGUUUCAUUACGACAUUUUAUUAGAUUCGACACCCCUUGACUACAACACCUAUGAUAAUUUCAGAGAUGUUAAAAUGGGAACAAAACAAAAAGAAAUCAUUGGAAUUGAUGAAAUAGCAUGUGUCUGCAUUGGUGGGAGCCCCAACACAAUGAAAGAGUUUGCAGUGUUUAUACACAGGGAGCUGGGAUUGGAGGACAGUAGAGAGGACAUGAAGGAUGUCUGAGCUCGGACAGACAGAUAUUGCAUGCACAAAACUGAUCCUGUGUCCUCCAUUGGUCUAAGUACUCAAUGGUUGCCCUUCAGUAAAUGGCAUGGCAUUGGCAUUCCCUCUAUUUCUAUUAUGCUUAUGCUUCAUGAACUCAUCAAAUUACUGCAUCAUGCCUGGUGCUGUAAUGUUACCAUUAUCAGAAUUGGUACAUCAGGGAGAAUAGGUACUGCCCUGGGGUCUGUUGUAAUAGAAGGUGCAGCCACAGACUCCUUCCUUGAUCCCUGGUUUGAAUAGGUAAUCUUGGACAAUAUCACUACCUGAAGUGCUAAACUUGACAAGGAACUGGCCCAGGAGCUCCUCAGCUACAGCAAGGGAAUCCCCUUCCCAGUCCUCAUCAGACAUGUGAUGUGUACCUAGGAUUUUUAUGAAGGUGACAAGAAGCCAGGUCAACUAGACGGAGCAUUGUGGUCCUUUUCCAGAGAAGAAAAGUUACAUUGCUUGAAGAGAGCAUAUAAAGCCAGAGUGCAAACUACUGAAAUGGAAUCGGCAGUGUUUGUGGCUGCGUGUAGAUUUUGUGGUCUGAAAGCUCCUGUGGUCCAGGUGACACAGCUUGACAGACUUAAAUGUGACCAGCUUCGCUUGCUCCAUGAGCAAUAG